GUGCGCGCGCGCGCAGGAGUGUCGUGAAGCUGUGUGAUGAGGUGGAGUGUGUGGAGAAAACUCUGCUGAAGAGACGAGCGGAGCUACGAGAGGCCGACAGGAAACUGCUGGAGGCUCAGAGCUGCAUACACACCAGCAGAGUCCAGGCCAGCGAAGCUCAGCGAGACGCCGCUGCGCUGCGGCUCAGAGGGGAGGACAAACAGCGUGCCAGGGAGUUGCAGGAAGAGGUGGAGCAGCUGAGGAGGAUGAGGGAGGAGGAAGGGCAGAUGCUCAGGCAGGUGGAGGAGGAGCUGAGGAGCAGAGAGGAGGAGCUCCAACAGCUCGACAGGGAAAUACAAACAGCCAGAGACACACUCGCUGACCUGCUGUCUGACUGUGUGGAGGCUCAGGGGCAUCUGGACUCUCUCAGCACUCAGCUGAAGAGGGACGAGGUGGAGGGAGCGAGGGAUGAGCAGCACGAGCUGGAGGGCGUGGUGGACAGGAAGAGGGAGGAGCUUGCCGAGCUGAUGCACAAAGUGGAGUCCCGUAGGGGAGAGGCCGAGUCGUGUCUCCGAGAGAAAAGCCGGCAGCAAACAGAGCUGCAGGAGGUGCAGGAGGAGCUAAGCAGGAGGAGGGAAGAGAGGAGGAGACUGCAAGAGCAAUGUAAACACCUGGAGGCCAGGCGGAAGCACGCUGACAGACAAACUCUCCUGGACAUUUGACAAAACUCGCAAUCUGGACCUUCACAAACCAACUU
This is a messenger RNA of Pundamilia nyererei, 736 nucleotides long. RefSeq names its product structural maintenance of chromosomes protein 3-like. Bases 246 to 701 code for a protein of 151 amino acids. The transcript is spliced from 7 exons. NCBI's taxonomy places the organism in Eukaryota, Metazoa, Chordata, Actinopteri, Cichliformes, Cichlidae. The record is from RefSeq and is a predicted model, not a curated record.